Abrus precatorius (Indian licorice) is the source of this 1086-nucleotide messenger RNA. Its product is annotated as zinc finger matrin-type protein 2. Gene Ontology annotation, cellular component: U4/U6 x U5 tri-snRNP complex; spliceosomal complex. The transcript has 10 exons. Gene Ontology annotation, molecular function: nucleic acid binding; zinc ion binding. The coding region runs from base 144 to 749 and encodes 201 amino acids. Gene Ontology annotation, biological process: mRNA splicing, via spliceosome. The record is from RefSeq and is a predicted model, not a curated record. Lineage: Eukaryota; Viridiplantae; Streptophyta; Magnoliopsida; Fabales; Fabaceae.
UUUAUACUCGUUCUGAAAAUUAAAACUAGGGUUUCAUAUCAGCUUCUGUAUCUGCCCUUUGUUUAUCUCAAUUAUCAAACUGCCUCAGCCUUCAUUGUAACUUGCUCUAGAUUUGUUUGUUUAUCAAUUGUUUGGUUUUCUCAAUGUCUCACACCAGCAACAAUGUCGUUGGGGUUGACAACACGUUCAGAAGGAAAUUCGAUCGAGAAGAGUAUCUGGAACGAGCCCGGGAGCGCGAGAGGCAGGAGGAGGAUAAUCGAUCGAAACCUAAAGUUAAAGGUCCUCCCGUGCAGAGGAAGCCAUUGAAACAUAGAGAUUAUGAAGUGGACCUUGAAUCCCGCUUGGGCAAGACUCAGGUUGUUACGCCGGUUGCACCACUAAGUCAGCAGGCUGGAUACUACUGCUCCGUUUGUGAGUGCGUGGUAAAAGACUCUGCAAACUAUUUGGAUCAUAUUAAUGGGAAGAAACAUCAAAGAGCUUUGGGCAUGUCUAUGCGAGUUGAACGUGCUUCUCUUAAACAGGUUCAGGAACGAUUUGAAGUUCUUAAGAAACGAAAAGAUCUUGGCAGUUUCACAGAGCAAGAUCUUGAUGAGCGGAUUUUAAAACAGCAGCAAGAAGAGGAAGAAAGAAAACGACUACGUCGAGAAAAGAAAAAAGAAAAGAAGGAGAAGGCGGUGGAAGAACCAGAAAUAGAUCCUGAUGUUGCUGCUAUGAUGGGGUUUGGAGGUUUCCGGUCAUCCAAGAAAUGAUAACAUUCUGCAUGCGGGAUGAACUGUAUGAAAUUUUGAGCAAUUGCUCUGCAAUGCUAAGCUGAAUCUGAUAUCUACCAGCCUGAUUUUGGGUGGCUAAACGAUGAAUCUAUAGUGAAAAGUUAAAUUGCGGCGGGCACAGUAGUUUGCGUGCUGGUCCUUAGCGUAGCCUUAUUCAAUCAUGUGAUUCGGUUGAAUAUUGUACAUUUCUUCUGAUAGCUAACCUGGUGUAUUAUACGAGCUUCAUACUUGUGUUCUCUACUUUUCUUUUAGUGGGAAGUGAUAACUUGAGCGUAACUAAUGGAAAUCAAUUAUGAACAUUCUGAUACAAUUCUAU